Lampris incognitus (smalleye Pacific opah) is the source of this 1643-nucleotide messenger RNA. RefSeq names its product GRAM domain-containing protein 2B (gene gramd2b). The transcript has 15 exons. The record is from RefSeq and is a predicted model, not a curated record. The coding region runs from base 44 to 1312 and encodes 422 amino acids. NCBI's taxonomy places the organism in Eukaryota, Metazoa, Chordata, Actinopteri, Lampriformes, Lampridae.
GAGCAAGUGUGACAGAGAAGUACGUUUAUACACAAACCCCAGAAUGAAAGUGUGCUUGGAGAAAACCUCCCCUACCUUUCUGAAUAAACUCUCCAACAACAUGAACAGUGGUACCAGGCGCACGCACUCCAGUUCUGAUGCAGAGAACAGGCCAGAGGAGAGCCAGAGGAUGGAUAAAAUCAGGUCAGAACAGACCCAGGCCAUGGUCCCAGACCCACUAGGGCCGCCCGGCAGGAAGAAACCUGUCCUGGUCAGGUCCAAAACCUUUGACCCCUCGCUGCUGUCUCAGAUCCAGACUGACAGAGACUCAAAGACACUGAGGAAGAAGUCUCCUUACACUCAGCUAUCCAAGACCAACUCCCAGUACCAUAAAUUAUUUAAGGAGAUCAGCAGAGAGGAGCUCCUCAGACAAAGUUACACCUGCGCUCUGCAGAAAGACAUCCUCUACCAGGGACGCCUGUUCGUCUCCGACAACUGGAUCUGCUUCCACUCCAAUGUUUUUGGCAAAGACAUAAAGAUCGCCAUACCCGUUGUGUCCAUCACGAACAUCAAGAAGACCAAAACUGCCAUCCUGGUGCCAAAUGCACUGGUGAUCGCCACCGCCAACGACCGGUACAUGUUGGUCUCUCUGCUGUCCAGAGACAACACCUACAAGUUCCUGAUGUCUGUCUGUCUGCAUCUAGAGGACAAGAGUCCUUGCAACAGCCCCAUCCCGUCUUCAGCAAAGAGCAGCUUCAGAGGUCAGAGGACACCAUGCUCACCCCGCUUCCCCCUGAGUUUCUCGGGGGAUCUCAUCGGUCUAGAUGGAGCGGUGAGACAGAGGAGACAAGCGAUGGAGGACAGCAGCAGCUCAGACUCUCAGACCCCAGACUAUGACAAGAUGGCAGCGUUCUCAGUUCCUCCGUUCCUGGAAGUGCUGAAGCACGCCGAUGGUCCGGAAGAACCCAAAGCCAACGCCCAACAUGUGAGCCAGCCAGCUGACGCCAAACCGAGAGAAACGCGCUGCGGGUCAGAGGUCAUGGUCAACGACAGGACCCUCAAACCGAUGUCGCUCAACACACUGCUGUGUGUCUACCUCUUCCUUGUGUGUCUCCUGGUGUUGUCUUCCUGUUACAUGGCCUUUAAGAUCAUCUCUCUGGAGCAGAGACUGACCACACUGGGCACCAUGAGCGACUUCAACCAGCAAGAGAGUGAGUAUUUGCGACGGACCACUGAUUCCAACACAGAGCUUUAUUCUGAGCUCACCGUCAACCUGAUGAAGCUGGAGAAGGUGCAGAGGAAUCUUCAGAGACUUCUAGAUGAAGCUGGAUGAACAUUGAGGCUUGUUCUCUAGCCGUACUGGUUGUGCUGGUUGUACUGGAUGCUUUAAACUGGGACACCUCUGUAACGUGUGCUACUGGUGUGAAUGAGACUAAAAUGGUUUUACUCGCGAACAAAACUAUGUAAAUGAUGUCUGUGGCAUGUAGAUUAGACAAUUCUACUGGGCCACCGUCAGUUGGCUGGUAGAUUAUCUGCAGUUCUGAAUCAGGUCCAGAUUGUGUCUUCAUGACUUUAUUGGUGAUAGUUUAUGCAACUAUGGAUACCGAGGUGUCGAGAACUGUGAAUAUUUGCAUUUAAAAGAUCCCAAUAUGUUUCCUAUCUAU